CCAGCGUACAUCUCGAGUAAGGAAAACGGAAGCGACCUGCCUAAGUAAGCAAAGUCUGCUGACAGUUACAGCAUAGGAUAAAUUCCCUUGAUCAAGUUCAUGUACAUCAGGUGGUGAGUAGGCAGAUAUAUUGAGCAAUCAUCGCGGUUAUAUAUUGUGAAUUGGCCGAAGGACAAGGUAUGGAAUAUGGCAUCAUCUGAAGCACACCUUAUGCUAAGCGUCGGACUAAUCGAGAAAGACGCGAAUGGAGACUCGUUGUGGGUGUGGUGUUACCCCUCUGUCACCGCGGAAGUGAGACAGAUCCUCCUCAGCAAGUGCUGCCUGACGCAGGAUGGUCGGGAGCUCCACUCCUUUGUAUUUGGCCAGUUCCGCCGGACCUGGUACUACAUUACCACGGUGGAAAUACAGGAACCGACUGCUCUAAAGAAGGUUACACAUUUCUCACUAGUUGUCACCACGAAAGACUUCAACCCUGAGAAAUAUGCUGCUUUGAGUAGAGUGUUAUGCAGAUUGUAUAUCAAACAUGGCAGUCCAGUGAAAAUGAUGGAGAGUUACAUUUCGGUUCUCACAAAAGGAAUUUGCCAAAGCGAUGAAAAUGGCUCAUUUCUUAACAAGAAUUAUGAUGUCAGGCUGGCCUAUUUAGCAGGUUCCCUCAAAGAUGUAGUGGCCCAGUUUGGAAUGGAGUCCAUUAUCCUGUAUACAGCCCUCAUGCUGAAGAAAAGAAUCGUUGUCCAUCAUCCUCGAAUCGAAGCGCUGUUGGAGUUUACGAGAGCGUUGCCUGCCUUUACAUGGCAUAGGAAGGACUGGUCGAUCCUGCACCCCUACCUGCACCUGACCGAGGUGGAGCUGGACGACCUCAGGCAGUGCCCAGGAUACGUGGCGGGGUUCACCAACCCAGAGGUCGGCAACAGGGCAGAUCUAUUUGAUGUGUAUGUGAACCUCCCGGACAACACAAUCACUGUGUCUCCCGACGCCAAAGAGGCCUUGGCUAUGGGGAAGGUUCAUAAAGACAUCGGUCAGCUUAUCGUCCAAUCAGCAGAAGAUGCUGAGCGAACGGACGCUCAGGUGAUCAAGGACAUUUCUACCAAGACUAAAGAGAUACUUGCUAGCUUGAUGGCCCUGGCGGACGAGAGUGAAAAUUCUAAAAUAACGGUAGAAGGCUUGAAGAAACAUCACUUCCCCCCUGCCACAGAGAACUUCCUGUUUCACCUGGCGGCCGCUGAGAGACUCUUAAGGAUAUGACUUCUGCCUACCUGCAAACAUACUAAUCACGGGACGGGACCUCCUCACUGUCUAGGGAUUGUCAUGAGGACUCACUGAAUGCGCCUAGGCUUCUAACCAGUGCCAUUAUUAACAACUUGAGCGGGAUUAAAUACUAUUACUGUUCAAUAGAAAGUUAUGAAAGGAAUAUUUCAGUUGUGAGAAUUUGUUUUCAAUCUUGUUUUUACUAAUAACUUUUGUUCCACCCAAGUACAGGCAAUAUAAUGUAUUUUUCUUCUCAAUCACAAUUUUCCUUUUGGUUCAGGCCUGACUUCUUGACUGUAUAAUAUGCUAAAUGCAACCAGGGAUGGACAGUUUGUUUUGUUGACAUUUCUGCAUAAUAAUUUUUACUUUGAAGAUCCAAAUGCCCAAAACUGUAUUUUUGUGUCUAAAUAUUUUUAUAUUAGUCUGUGCUGUGCAAUAAUAUGUAGUUUACAUUUGGAAAAAACGUAUUUUCAUGAAUUAAUGUAUCUUAGCAAAAAUAAUUGCACUCCAUGCAUCCAUUAAAUACAUUUAUUAUCAAAACAA
Molecule: messenger RNA, 1788 nt
Organism: Gadus macrocephalus (Pacific cod)
Lineage: Eukaryota; Metazoa; Chordata; Actinopteri; Gadiformes; Gadidae
Gene: dennd10
Product: DENN domain containing 10
Exons: 10
Coding region: 187-1242 (351 amino acids)
Biological process (GO): regulation of early endosome to late endosome transport; protein transport
Cellular component (GO): late endosome
Molecular function (GO): small GTPase binding; guanyl-nucleotide exchange factor activity
Source: RefSeq, a predicted model, not a curated record